ACCUACCUAUAUAGUAUUUGUGUACAAUGUUGGUACAAUGUAUGACAAUUAUUGACAAUUGACAAUUGACAAUUGAAUUCAAUUGAUUUACUAAUAUAAAUGUAAUUAUUAAAGUUAUUUAGUACGUACGUACCUAUGUACAUAUUUAUACCUCGAAUAAAAGCCAGUGCUUUUAAUAAAGCAAACAAACCUUGUUAAAAAAACAACAAAAUAAUAAAUUAAGUUAAAAACAUGGCAAUGUUAUCGUUAUAGUUUAUUGUUAUUAUGAAAAAAUAUAAGAAAAUCAAAGUCUGAUGCGCUACAUUAUAAUGUCUCGUCGUACGAUAUUCUUGUUCGCGGCGGCUGUCGUCAUGCUGUAUUUUUCAAUAAUCUUGUUUAUGUUGAGUCCUCUACACGGUACGAAAAGUGCCUAUUACGGCAACAACUAUAUGAAUCAUUUCGGCUUUCGACAAAUACCCAGCGUUAACUGGUGUCAUGAGUUGCGUUGGCAGUCGCCGCCUUCACCGCACGUUGUUGCCCUGGCCUCCUACCCUGGAAGCGGCAAUACAUGGUUCAGAUAUCUUCUACAGCAGGCCACAGUGAUUAUUUUAGGUAUAGUCACGGGCUCUGUGUACAUGGAUUAUGGACUUCGAGUCCAUGGGUUCCCAGCUGAGAAUGUGACAGAUGGUUCAGUGCUGGUAGUUAAAACUCAUGAAGCUCCACCUGCUCAUUCUGACAAGUUUAAAUCUGCAAUAUUACUGAUAAGAAACCCAAGAGAUGCGAUAUUGGCGGAUUUUAACAGACUUCACAAGGGUCACAUCGGCACUGCUCCUAAGUCGGCAUUCAAACGAAUAUCGCACGACAAAAAAACCGAGUGGUGGUGGCACGUGCGCCGCGAGGUGGUGUCGUGGGAGGCGCUGCACAGGGCCUGGCUGGCGGGGUUCCGCGGCGCGCUGCUGGUGCUGCGCUACGAGCAGCUGGCGGAGGACCCCGGGCCGCCGCUGCAGGCCGCGCUGGCCUUCCUCAACCGCACCGUCCCGCAGGAAAGCUUGGAGUGCGCGCUGGCGAACAAGGAGGGCAUUUACCGACGCCGAAACAAGCAUCAGAACUUCGAUCCCUUCACUCCGCAGAUGUACGAGCUGCUGGACGCGGCGCAGGCCAGGGUCGCGGGGCUGGUGGCGCGCCGCACGCGUGACGUCACCACGCGCCCACCCACCCGGGCUUAACGCCCCGCCACCCCCGGCGACCCCCCGCCACCCCCCGCACUACGGCACUCGCGGUGUAAGAGUAAUCAGGUUGUGUCGUCCCAAGGAAAAAUAUCAUUAGUACAAAAAAAGAAUUUUCUAAUUAUCACUUUAGGAUUCGUUAAUGACUAGAUUUUUAUAUGACGUUUUUAGAAAUAGCCUGCAUUUGUAGUACUUUCAACUUAAAACCCCGUACUUAAGAUUUUGUAUUGCCAACUGAAAGAAAUCUGGGAUUGCCAAUGUAAAGAAAUCUUUUGACGACUUAAUGUCGAUCUCUUUUGGAUCUGAAGUACUUAAUUCGUUCUUAACUUUGUUGUAGUGUGCUGUAAGUUUAAUUGCCACAACCGAUCAAUGGCCUAAAUAAUAUAAAAAAUACAAAUGAGUUUAGAUGAAUUGUUUAUUUAGUAAAUACAAAUAUCCAAUGGCGACACUUCAUCAAACAUCAUCCCUGUCUUGUUGUAUUUAAGUUUAGUGUAUUUUAAUGUAAUAAUUAAUAUAUUUUAUUUAGCAAGCAUUCCGAAGAGAAACAGUAUUAUUAAAACAUAUAUCGAGAGGUGAAAGGCUAUUAAGGUUUAAUAGGUUUAAGCAACAUUACAGGACAAUAUGUUUUUUUCUUUAUUGAUGCACCUAACAAAUAACAACCAUAGAAAUUAUAAGUUUCAAUAUUUAAUAUAACAAUCUGGAUUGCAAUUCAAAACAGGUGCUCACAGAAAAAAUAUAAUAACUGAACAGAUGCCUAAAUACCUUGUGUAUAUAUAAUAAUAUACAUGUUUAUACAUACACACAUAUACUAACACAAACACACACAACCGCACGCACACACACUCACACACAUAGUUACUAUCUAAUCAAAUUAAUUCUAAUGUAUCAUUAACUGGACAAUAUUAAUUAUUUGAGAAUAUGUUUAACAUUAUUUAUUAUUUAUUUUAACAUUUAAAGUUUAAAAUUUAAAAGAGAAAAAAUAUCAUAACAAUAAGACUUCCUCAACUAUUUCAAUAGAGUAAACUUAAUUGGAGUUCAAUUAAAAACAUCGAACUGUUGAUGCUAAUAUUAUAGAAAACGGUGUGGAUUACAAAAUAUAGUGAAAUGUCUUUUAAACGAAAAUACCCAUUCACUUCUCAAUAUAUACUAUAUAAUAAUAUCAUUUUGUUUAUUAAAUAAAAAUAUAUGUACCAUUUACAUUAAGCGCCAUACAGAAUUUCUAUUGUAAAUUUUCUUUUUAUACAUUCUGUUAUUAUUGUGCUGUAACUAAAUGCAUUUUUAUUUGUUUAGCUGUAAGUAGGGAAAUGUGUUUUUGUUUUUGAUGUCUAAAUUGUUGAUUGUUAGAGACUUUUGUUAUUAGAUGUUUAUAAAAUAAAUAAUAAAUAUUCAAUGAAUCAUCGAAAUAAAACCCUAAAGUUCAAAUAAUGGCCUACUUAGAUGAAAAAAGCAUUAAAAGCGUAUUUAAUAUAAAACAUGUGUAGUUCGUUAGAAUUGAAGAGUGCGGAGUCUUUAUCAAAUAAAACGUGGUAAUGGAGAUUGUAAUAAAGUGUAGUAUGCGCGUGUAUUGAAGAAAUAUUUUAAAUUUACUUUUAAAAAAUCUAAUUUUACUGGUGGUAGGACCUCUUGUGAGUCCGCACGGGUAGGUACCACCGCCCUGCCUGUUUCUGCCGUGAAGCAGUAAUGCGUUUCGGUUUGAAGGGUGGGGUAGCCGUUGUAACUAUACUGAGACCAUAGAACUUAUAUCUCAAGGUGGGUGGCGCAUUUACGUUGUAGUUGUCUAUGGGCUCCAGUAACCACUUAACACCAGGUGGGCCGUGAGCUCGUGCACCCAUCUAAGCAAUAAAAAUAGAUAAUGUUAAGUUUAAAGAUAGGAGAUAAGACAUGUUCAAAUUUGUCGUUGGAGGUUGAGAGUAUGACGUUGAUGGGCGAAGCUAGUGUUUUAAUAGUAUUUGUGUGAAGCCUGUGAACAUUGUUCCGUCUACCAUUAAAAAAAAACUGGUGCGCGUGUACUUGAUAGAAGUGAAACUUCAACGUACCUCGACAAAUAACAUUAGCUCAGAAAGAAGUUGUUAAGGGUCCGUUCACAAAGACCGGCUCGGAGAGGAGAGCAAUUUGAGGAAUUUUAUGACGUUGGAAACAGAGUUUUGAGUAAUUGCAUUAAAGUUUAUUUUUGAAUGUGCACUUUUUUGUCAUUAAGAAUGCUCGAACGCGCUGCGUGUUAAAUAAUAAGAGAUGCCGACCGACUCCGACUGCGCGCUCUUUGAAUAAUUGGUGGUCAAUUCCAAACGUACACGAUCCGGUAUGUGUGAAAAAAGCGGGACGAUGAUAUCUGAGCCGGCCUGUGUGAACGGACCCUAAUGAUCUUGCAAUGUAGUAGUUUAUAUGAAAACCAAUAGAUGUCGCUUAUCUAUAUAACGACCUAGCUUGCUUUGCCUUUCCUCUGUCUACAAUCGAGUGGUUCGCGACGUCUCGCGAAAGAAAAGGAGAAAAUAGACUGUUUUCUCACUCUCGCUCACCCUAAAUUGUAUCUUUUCUCUGUAGCCGUAACGAAUCAGUCGCGAGUUAAAUUUUACUCUCAAUGCGCCUAAAGAAGUUUCACUUCAAUAAAAUAUCUUAUAUCUACCGUAUUCCCAACCAGGUUUUGUUGUUUUAAUCAUACAUAAUUGUUUAUUAUUAAAGCUAUAGCCGUACCUAGAACCAUAUUCUUAACUCGUAGACUAGAGAUUCAUAGUCAUAUUCUUUAGAUCGAAAUGUAAUAAAUAUUAAAUUUCAACAAAAUUACAAUUAUUUAGCAGUGGAAUUGCCGGGUGAAACCAGUCUGGAAACAUCCCCGACCCCCAACCCUCCUCCCCCCGCGCUGUGUUCACGGAAACCUUGAAGCUACUAUCACGCCCUACGAUGUUACCUACUAUAGAUUUUGUGAAAGUUUUACACCUAGUGUAAAUAUUUGUUUGUAAUAUAUGUGCUUCAGGAGACUAAACCGAAUAAUUAUAUUUCUUUGAAUAAUGAAUGAAGUUUUAUUUUAUUACUUGCGGUUUGAAAACUGAAACUAAGUUUUGAGAUUCGUGCUUCUGCAUAAAGAACUGGCAUUAUUUAAGUGUCUCUAACAGUGGAAUUCUGGAAUCGAGGGGAAUUCAUAUCGUAUUUAUUUUAUUUAAAAACCUCAGGGCUCUUAUUAUGAUAUUGUCAUACGCAAUUAAGAACUUAGUAUUUAUAAUCGUUUUUUUGGUAUAAGUAAACGAAACUUUCCGUGAUUUUAAAUAGUCGAGGUUGUGUGCUCUAUUACAAAAGACCUCUCAUAAAUAAAUUAUCGACAUCUGCAUAAUUCGAACUUAACCAAGCAACGUUAUUUAACUGUAUCUGUGUAAAGAGUUGAUGUCCUGACGGCUGUUACUUGAAGUUGGUUAGCUACUGCAUGAUGCCCUCCACGCUGAUACUUAGGGGGUCUUACGCUUCGAUCAACAAUAGUAACUAGAUUUCGGGUCGGUGCAGAAAAUCCGUCUCGUCAAAUAACAGCUCACUUGAAAUGUGAGUUCUUAUUUUGUUGAUUUUAAACCACCGCUACAAAUGUUGGCCAAAAGUAAACAACUAAACUUUUACUUUAAUUCAUUAAUACAUUAUUUUAGUGUUCAACGCGACUCCCUUACCUCCUGUAGUAAAUAGAAAUCGGCAUUUUAAGAAGCAAAAAUAAAUAAAACAAAACGAUGUUAGUUCUCAGAGCAAUUAAGGGAAAAGUUACUUUAUUUGUUGCAGUUUAAGAUUGAUUUAACAUUAAAAGUUAUUUAACAUAAUAUAUGUCUUUUUAUUGGUAAGAGACAGGAGUAAUUUAUUGCUUUGCUAAUUUUAUGCGACGAAUGAUCGUAAGUAUAAGAUAAUGUUUUGGAGAUUUGUGACUUUAUUAGUAGGUGCCAUAGUUGUAAUAAGUUUGAACUUAAAAGUGUUUCAAAACUUUUUGUCCGUUUGUUAGUAAAUGAAUGUAGCAGCUAUUUAUGUGUAUAUUCACGCGGACAGCUUUUGCUUUAAUUUUGUACGUGUCCCUUUAUAUAGUUACUAUUGUUGAUCGAAGGUCUUACGUGUAGGUGUAGAACAGGAUCGAGCCGGUGCAAGUCCAGCAGAAACGUCAGUGGGAAUCAAAAUGAAACAUAAUGCAAGUUAAAACUAAAUAUGCUUUAUUUCACAUCGUGUCAUCGGUUGGUCGCCCGGACUCGCUCGGUCGCGGCGCUCCAACGUAUAAAAUAUACACAUAACAAUAUCCGUCUGACAAACAGUUCGUUGGUUUAUAACAUCUUAAAAGCGAUUGGCGCGUUACCGAUUUACGGCCCCACAUUUUGUUGUAAGCAUACUGAGACGAAGGCAAGUGUUUGCGAUUAGAAAUAUCGCUCACGUAUCGACUUAUAUUGACGCGUGACGUAAACCAGUUUGACUAUGAGCACUCGUGAGCGCUCGUGAGUUAUAGCGAGUCUAAAAGCAAACACGGCCAGUCUCGAACCCCGGUUUCGCAUAGCAUGUGACAAUGGCGGCCAACAUGGCGCCCGACCGUCGACAACAAACACAGAGCACAUAAUGCAUAGAAGCGCUACGUUGCGUAUUGUAGUUCAGAUUUAUAAAAUAUAUAUACGCAAUAUGAUUUGAAACAUCCGAAGUGGAUAUAUCAGCGGGACGCGCUUAACCAAUUACAAUCAUCGUAAAAUUUGACUUCUAAACAACGACGUUUUAAACUCUUAAUACAUUAUACAUAAAAUAAUUAUUUUUAUUAUCACAAAUUAAACGUAAAUACAUUGUAUGAAUUAAAGAAAAGUCGUUCAGACCUUUUAUUUCGCACACAUUAGUCUAUAGUUGUAUACCGAAUGGCUUAAUGACAACUAAUAAAAAUGUAAUGUAAGAAAAAAAUUAUUAAAAUUCUCAGCAAUUGAAAUAUUAAUAAUAAAUUAACGAGUUUUCUUUGUAAUGAAGUCACUACAUACACACAUCAGUCAUUUUACUCAUUUAUAAUAUUAUUAUCGAAAACGUGUCGCGUGCGUUAAUUAGUCUAUGACACGACAAUCGAAUUUAAAAAAAUGGACGCGCUAUCGAUAUCUCGCUCGCGCACGUUGCCGCGCGCAUACCUCCGUCCUUGUCUCGAGUGUCGCCCGACGUGGAGUGAAACAAAACAACUGUACAAAACUAGUUUAAUAGAAACAAAAAUAAUAAUUAAAAACUUUAUUUUACAAAAAAAAAAAAA
This is a messenger RNA of Bombyx mori (domestic silkworm), 6426 nucleotides long. RefSeq names its product WSCD family member AAEL009094. Gene Ontology annotation, molecular function: sulfotransferase activity. NCBI's taxonomy places the organism in Eukaryota, Metazoa, Arthropoda, Insecta, Lepidoptera, Bombycidae. The record is from RefSeq and is a predicted model, not a curated record. The transcript has 5 exons. The coding region runs from base 294 to 1205 and encodes 303 amino acids.